Molecule: messenger RNA, 1131 nt
Organism: Echinococcus granulosus
Lineage: Eukaryota; Metazoa; Platyhelminthes; Cestoda; Cyclophyllidea; Taeniidae
Product: Actin
Exons: 1
Coding region: 1-1131 (376 amino acids)
Source: RefSeq, a predicted model, not a curated record
AUGCAUGCAGACGAGGCUGUGCCAGUUGUGAUCGAUAACGGAUCUGGAAUCAGCAAAUCGGGAUUUGCUGGCGAGGAUUCUCCUCGCUCCGUCAUUCCUUCCGUAAUUGGACGUCCCAAGUACGAGUCGGUGAUCACCGCAAUGGCCGAGAAGGAUGCGUAUGUGGGUGAUGAGGCCCAAACGAAACGUGGUAUGCUCUUUCUCAAACACCCCAUCGAGCAUGGUUACGUAAAUGACUGGGAAGAUAUGGAGAAACUCUGGAAUCAGAUCUUCUUCAACGAGCUCCGUGUAAAUCCAGAGGAGCAUCCAGUCCUUCUCACUGACCCACCACUGAAUCCAAAGGCAAACAGAGAACGAAUGGCUACUAUCAUGUUUGAAACAUUCAAUGUUCCCGCAAUGUAUAUUGCCCUGCAAGCUGUUCUAGCCCUACAUGCUUCUGGAAGAAUGACUGGUCUGGUUUUGGACUCCGGUGAUGGAGCAACUCAUACUAUUCCAGUCUAUGAGGGUUAUGCUAUAACCUCAGCAAUCGAUAGAUUGGAUCUGGCUGGUCGAGAAGUCACGGAAUACUUAAUGAGACUGCUUCGAGGACGUGGGAAUGCCUUCCGAUCAACCUCGGAACGCGAAGUGGUCCGAGAGAUCAAGGAACGUCUAGCUUACGUGGCUCGAGACUUCGAGGAGGAACUAAUCCGUGCAGAAACCACAAGUGAAGUUGAAAAGAACUAUGAACUACCCGACGGCCAUGUUAUCACCAUAGGAAGCGAGCGAUUCCAAUGCGCAGAAGCACUAAUGCGACCAGCUCUGAUUGGAAAGGAAUGUCCUGGGUUGGCGGAAUCUGUUUUCCAGUCAAUUGGACGAUCCGAUAUGAACACAAGAAAGGAUCUUUAUUACAAUGUAGUGCUCUCUGGAGGUUCGACAAUGUUUCCUGGUAUGGCAGACCGACUAAAAAAGGACAUUUCUGAGAUGGCACCCUCGUCGGUAAAUGUACGGAUUGUGGCGCAACCGGAGAGGAAGUAUUGUGUGUGGAUAGGUGGAUCAAUACUGGGAUCGCUAUCUUCCUUCAGAAAGGUCUGGAUUUCCAAAGAGGACUACGAGGAGGUGGGACCGGGUAUUGUUCACAAGAAGUGUCUCUAG